Molecule: messenger RNA, 991 nt
Organism: Mauremys mutica (yellowpond turtle)
Lineage: Eukaryota; Metazoa; Chordata; Testudines; Geoemydidae
Gene: CETN3
Product: centrin 3
Exons: 5
Coding region: 150-653 (167 amino acids)
Biological process (GO): spindle pole body duplication
Cellular component (GO): microtubule organizing center
Molecular function (GO): microtubule binding; calcium ion binding
Source: RefSeq, a predicted model, not a curated record
GGUAGCGGGCCGAUUGGCUGUUUGUGCCUAGAGUGUAUCGCGUUUCCAAGGGGAAGCUGGAGCGGCGGUGGCGCCGUUGCUGGUGCCGGUGACGGCAGGGGAAGCCCAGUGCGGCUCAGCCCGGUCUGGCCGGGGGUGGGGACGCGACCAUGAGUUUGGCCUUGAGGAAUGAUCUUGCGGUAGACAAAACCAAAAGGAAAAAAAGAAGAGAACUGACCGAAGAACAGAAGCAAGAAAUUAAAGAUGCUUUUGAGUUGUUUGACACAGACAAAGAUAAAGCAAUAGAUUAUCAUGAAUUAAAGGUGGCAAUGAGAGCCUUGGGUUUUGAUGUAAAAAAAGCUGAUGUACUAAAAAUACUUAAAGAUUAUGAUAGAGAUGCAACAGGCAAAAUCACCUUUGAAGAUUUUAAUGAAGUUGUGACAGACUGGAUAUUGGACAGAGAUCCACAAGAAGAGAUACUCAAAGCAUUCAAAUUAUUUGAUGACGACGACUCAGGUAAAAUAAGCUUGAGAAACCUGCGCCGUGUUGCUAGAGAACUGGGUGAAAACAUGUCUGAUGAAGAACUACGAGCUAUGAUUGAAGAAUUUGAUAAAGAUGGAGAUGGAGAAAUCAAUCAGGAGGAGUUCAUUGCUAUUAUGACUGGAGACGUUUAAAGUUUCAAGAAAAUGAACUCAACAACAAAAAGGGAGAAUUAUUGGCUGUUAACAUUGCAAUUGCCAUCUUAUGGUUCUGUUUAUUUCUGUAGCUGGACCCAUGCAAAAAAAUUACUUUCCUCAAAGGACCAAAAGAAACAUACAUUUUAUGUACUGAUACUUCAGUAAUUUGUAACAUUAAUUUUUAGAGUAAACAGCGUUAAGUUUUUGAAAUGUUUGAGUAUUCAUUUGUAAAAUAGCUUUGUAUGAGAUUUCUAAAUUAAAUCAUAUUAUAAAAAUCUUUUGAAGUUUACUUUGUUAGCAGUAGCUGUGGCCUUAGUUUUGAUAUAUAAAGUUUU